UCCCGCACCUCCUAUCCCUUUCCUGUUGCGCUUGCGCAUAAUGUUGCUGCAGGGGCCUUGCGGAAUAAUGAUCCUCUGCAGCUGCGCAAGGGGGAAAGAAUUGCAAGAGGAGACAUGCUGCCAAAUAGUGAGCCGCGAGUGCUGUUGCUAAGCUUUCACAAGGGGAAAGGAAGAAGGGGGCCAGGAAUGAUGGUGGAGUAGAGAGGGAGGGGGUUGCCUUUUUUGCCUACGUUAAUAUCCCACUCACCUCACCUGCCUGGGUCAUUGGCCUACUACCCCUGAUUAUUCUGAUAGCGAACAAAGUGGCAGAAGUUACUUACUGAGGCCAACAGGGUGAAGUUUGUUCACACAGAUUUCUUUAACUAACCUGUGGAAUCCUGUCUGACCUCCAAACUGGCGAUGUCAAGGGUACCGAGUCCUCCUCCUCCGGCAGAGAUGUCAAGUGGGCCUGUUGCUGAGAGCUGGUGUUACACUCAGAUCAAAGUGGUCAAAUUUUCCUACAUGUGGACCAUCAACAACUUCAGCUUUUGCCGGGAGGAAAUGGGAGAGGUCAUCAAAAGUUCAACAUUUUCAUCAGGAGCUAAUGAUAAAUUGAAGUGGUGUUUGCGUGUGAAUCCAAAGGGCUUGGACGAAGAGAGUAAAGAUUACCUUUCACUCUACCUGCUACUGGUCAGCUGUCCAAAGAGCGAAGUCCGAGCCAAAUUCAAGUUCUCCAUCCUGAACGCAAAAGGAGAAGAAACGAAAGCGAUGGAGAGUCAGCGAGCCUACCGGUUUGUGCAAGGCAAAGACUGGGGAUUCAAGAAGUUUAUUAGAAGAGAUUUUCUCUUGGAUGAGGCCAACGGACUCCUCCCAGAUGACAAGCUCACUCUCUUCUGUGAGGUGAGUGUAGUACAGGACUCUGUCAAUAUCUCCGGCCAGAACUCCAUGAACAUGGUGAAGGUACCUGAAUGCCGCUUGGCUGAUGAGUUGGGAGGCCUCUGGGAAAACUCUCGCUUCACAGACUGCUGCCUGUGUGUGGCAGGCCAGGAGUUCCAGGCUCACAAAGCCAUAUUAGCAGCACGUUCUCCGGUUUUCAGCGCUAUGUUUGAACAUGAGAUGGAAGAGAGUAAAAAGAAUCGAGUUGAAAUCAACGAUGUGGAACCUGAAGUUUUUAAAGAAAUGAUGUGCUUCAUUUACACGGGGAAGGCACCCAACCUCGACAAAAUGGCUGACGAUUUGCUUGCAGCUGCUGAUAAGUAUGCUUUGGAACGCUUGAAGGUGAUGUGCGAGGAUGCUCUGUGCAGCAACCUGUCCGUAGAAAAUGCAGCGGAGAUCCUCAUCUUGGCUGAUCUACACAGCGCUGACCAGCUAAAAACUCAGGCGGUUGACUUCAUCAACUACCAUGCUUCCGACGUCAUGGAGACUUCAGGAUGGAAGUCGAUGGUCGUGUCUCACCCCCAUUUGGUGGCCGAGGCGUAUCGCUCGUUGGCCUCUGCACAGUGCCCUUUUCUGGGACCCCCACGCAAGCGGCUGAAGCAAUCCUAAGGCCGGACCCCAUUGCACAACCCCGUGUGUGUAUGUGUGGCUUUUUAAACAAAGAAAAAAAAACCGGAAGUAGCAACAGAAGAAAGUUGCUUUUCCAACCUUGACCACCAGGUAGACGAUGCAACCUGUGGAGCUUUUAACUCUGUUGUGGGGGUGGGUGGGUGGGGGAAAAGACUGCUUUGAGACGUGCAGACUUUUAAAACAAACGAGAAAAUCAGCAGCAAGUAAACUUUGGGGCGAAUGGGGAGGGGUGGACUUUGGGUUAAAGGGGACUGUUCAACCUAAUAUAUCCCUGUUGCUGCAAUGUCUGUGUGUUUCCCUUUUGACUUGGCCAAGUCAAGAACUUGAAGAGUUGGCCAGGUGCUGGCUUGAGACAACAGAUCCCAACAGUGCUAAAUGGAAUUUAAGGCAAGAGGAAAAGGGACGACGUUAUGGCCUCCGCAUCUGACAGCACAGAACAAGAAGUCGGGCAUGAUCAGAGCGAGGAGGAUGCUCUCUUUCGUUCCAGAAAUGACAAAUGGGGAAUGCGGGGGUGGGGUGGGGAAUGAUUCUGCCUUGAUGAGAUGAAGCCCACUCAACGGGAGCAUCCAUGGGAUUUGUAUCGGGACUUUUGGGAGAGGGAGAGACUCCCGGCCGCCGUGAAAUCCCUCCAUCCGCCUUCCAGCCACGAGGUGACGACGGUCUCUCUCGGUAGCACUUGUGUACAUGGACGGCAAACGAGAAAAGCGAGCCCCUCUCACAAACUGGCAACUUUUAAAAAGUGACAAAGGGGGCUGGCGUGAGGAUACGCUCCCUGGACGAUUUGGAUAGGAUGGAGACAGCCAUGACCGGCUUUCAGGAACUGUUGGUGAUGCUCUGGACUUGGAAUUGGCUGUCCAAGAACAAUGGUUACCUGUUUAGAUAUUGUGGGAAUUUUUGUUCUUUUGGUAUCUCUCUUUCCCUGUUUUAGUUUACUUCCUAUUAACUCCUGUGGUUUCUUCGCAUCCUUUUCUGUUUCGUUUUGUUUUUUAAAGAAAUUUUAUUGUUCAUGAACACUGUGUCAAAGGUUUCUUGUCCUGCGUUGCAAAAAUUAUUCUUAUCGAGUGUUUGUACCCAAUCCGCUGUUUGUAGAAGAUUCUGGUCCUGCUCCGUUCUAUGCCAGUUUCCUUUUACAGGCAAGAAGUUCCAAAAUAACUGGUAAAGCUUCUCCCCCCCCCUUUUCCUUUUCUUUUUGAAAAUAUAAUUACUCUUUUGUACUGUGUGUUGUUCUGUCUUGUCUUUAUGGCUUUCUUUCAAUUUUUUUAUAUAUAAAAAAGAGAAAGACCUUUCCCCUCAAGUUCA
This is a messenger RNA of Lacerta agilis (Sand lizard), 2844 nucleotides long. It is a transcript of the gene SPOP, whose product is annotated as speckle type BTB/POZ protein. The record is from RefSeq and is a predicted model, not a curated record. Gene Ontology annotation, biological process: regulation of proteolysis; proteasome-mediated ubiquitin-dependent protein catabolic process. Bases 400 to 1524 code for a protein of 374 amino acids. Gene Ontology annotation, cellular component: nucleus; cytoplasm. The transcript has 10 exons. Lineage: Eukaryota; Metazoa; Chordata; Lepidosauria; Squamata; Lacertidae. Gene Ontology annotation, molecular function: ubiquitin protein ligase binding.